This is a messenger RNA of Salvelinus sp. IW2-2015, 1470 nucleotides long. Its product is annotated as dexamethasone-induced Ras-related protein 1-like. The record is from RefSeq and is a predicted model, not a curated record. Gene Ontology annotation, molecular function: GTPase activity; G-protein beta-subunit binding; GTP binding. Gene Ontology annotation, biological process: signal transduction. NCBI's taxonomy places the organism in Eukaryota, Metazoa, Chordata, Actinopteri, Salmoniformes, Salmonidae.
ACUGAGAACUUCAAACGAUAGCCAACUGUUGAAUCCAACUUUGGCUGAAAAUAAAGGAAACGACGAGUGAGCACAUAUUGGAACCACUCUACGCACUCUCACUUCACAAUCAUGAUCAAGAAAAUGUCGCCUUCAGAGAACGACUUUGAUAUACCGGCGAAGAACUGUUGUAGGAUGGUGAUUUUGGGGUCCACCAAAGUGGGCAAAACAGCCAUCGUGUCUCAGUUUCUGAACGGGAGAUUCGAUGAGCAGUAUACGCCGACCAUAGAGGACUUUCACAGGAAACUGUACAGCAUUAAGGGAGAUGUAUACCAACUGGACAUAUUGGAUACCUCAGGAAACCACCCAUUCCCUGCCAUGAGGAGACUAUCCAUACUGACAGGUGAUGUCUUUAUCCUGGUCUUCGGCUUAGACAACAGAGACUCCUUCGAGGAGGUUCAGAGGCUCAAGCGACAGAUAAUUGAGACCAAGUCUUGCCUAAAAAACAAGACCAAGGAGAACGUUGACGUGCCUCUGGUUAUCUGCGGCAAUAAGGGCGACCGGGAGUUUUACCGGGAGGUGCAGAGUGAAGAGAUUGAGCAGUUGGUGGCUGGAGAUGAGCAGUGCGCAUACUUUGAGAUAUCAGCCAAGCGCAACACCAACGUGGACCAAAUGUUCCAGACCCUAUUCACCAUGGCCAACCUACCCAAUGAGAUGAGCCCGGACCUCCACCGUAAGGUCUCGGUGCAGUACUGCGACAUGCUUCGCACUAAGUCACUGAAAAAUAAGAACAAGAAACACGAUGGAGACGCGUAUGGCAUCGUGGCACCAUUCGCACGGCGCCCGAGCGUCCACAGUGACUUGAUGUACAUAAAAGAGAAGGCGAUCGGUGGCGGGCAGGGAAAGGAUAAAGAGAGAUGUACUAUCAGCUAAGACUGUGAGAUGAAUCGUAUGGAAGAUAUUGUAACUUAAAAGGAUAUGCUUCAUUUGUGAUGCACCUGACAUACGGGGUUUGGGCGCGCAAGGCUGCCCAUGCCGCUUCCGUUGCCCUUAGUGGGGACACUUGAGACAGCGAUGCCGAAAGCCUAUGAGCUCCAGGCGUAAUGACACUGUCUAGAUUCAACCUCUCCACAAACGUGGAAGCGCAUGUUACAUGUCCGCGAGACAUUUAAGAACGUUAGCUACUCUGUUCUGUUAGACCAGAGCCUUAUGUGAUGUGGCUUAAAAUAUUGUGAGAUUAUUCACAACAAAUGUGUAAAAUGUGUUGUUUAGACAUCUUUACAGACAGGCGAGAAAACAGACUCCUGGCGUGGAGUACAAUGUGAAAAAUGUUGUUUACAUUUUGUUAUACAUUUUAUAACAGAUAAUUCAACUUGAAUGUUGCAAUCGGAACAAUUUUGUAUUGUGAAUGUAUAUUUAUUAUUGUAUGUUGACGUCAACUUUUGCAAAGAAAGAAAAAAGAACUGGAAAAAAUAAAUACAAACAUCUGAA